Messenger RNA from Penaeus chinensis, 672 nucleotides. RefSeq lists its product as uncharacterized. The coding region runs from base 1 to 672 and encodes 223 amino acids. The transcript has a single exon. The record is from RefSeq and is a predicted model, not a curated record. NCBI's taxonomy places the organism in Eukaryota, Metazoa, Arthropoda, Malacostraca, Decapoda, Penaeidae.
AUGUCAUCAUCAAUCUAUGGUUCGUAUUUCUUUGUCUUAAGGUUGGAGAGUAAAGAUGAUCUCAUAGCAGUUAUGUCACGAGAUGAUACAACAACAACAGGUUCUGCUGCAAGUUCUACUAGUUCAAUGAUCACUAUUGAAGCGACUACAAGUGACGAUAAUGAUAUAUUGACCACUGAAAUGACUGAGGCACUUUCUGCUGAUGCCAUUGUUCAAACUCCUGAGAUACUUCAAGAUCACCAAGACCCAAUUCAGAAACGUAGAGUGGCAGCAUACAGAGGGCAGGUAUCCCAAGCUGAGAGAAUGGUCAAACGUAGUCACUUAGACUUUAAAGUUGGUGAACCUGGUGACAAUGUUGCUGUCCCAAUUCCAGCUGUGGAUACAGGAGAUCCAUGGAAUACCCUAGGUGUUAUUGUCAGCAGAGAUUUGGACAAUGGCCAGUGUAAGAUCGCUGUGAUCUUACAACGUUUGCUGACAGAAGAUGACGUAAAUCAGGAUGCUACAGUGUCACUUCGAGAAGCUGUUAUUGCACAAUCUGCAUGUGGUAGUCAGGGAUUCAUUAGAUGCAACUGUAGUGGUCUGAAGAAAUGUUCAACUAACAGAUGUAAAUGUUUCAAAGCUAAAGUGAAAUGUAACUCGCUGGGGGUGCCAUGGAAGUGUGAAAUGUGCUAA